AUGCAAUCCCAAACGGCAGGAACCCAGUCGCUUCCUCCUCCAGCGCUUCCUCAACUUGUCGCCGAGCAGCACGUCCCGAUUCCCCCCAAUGACAAGGACACCAAGCGGCUCAUUGUCGUUCUUUCCAAUGCCAGUCUCGAGACUUACAAGGCAUCGCACGGGACCAACCGCAAUGGCGUCCGGGAAGAGAAGUACACGCUCCUUAAUAGCGACGAACACAUCGGUAUCAUGCGCAAGAUGAACCGCGACAUCAGCGAUGCUCGGCCGGAUAUUACCCAUCAGUGCCUCCUCACACUUCUUGAUUCGCCCAUCAACAAGGCUGGCAAGCUCCAGAUCUACAUUCAGACGGCAAAGGGCGUUCUCAUCGAGGUUUCGCCAACCGUCCGCAUUCCUCGCACUUUCAAGCGUUUUGCUGGUUUGAUGGUCCAGCUUCUCCACCGCCUUUCGAUUAAGGGCACCAACACGAACGAGAAGCUCCUCAAGGUUAUUCAGAAUCCCAUUACCGACCACCUACCCCCAAACUGCAGAAAGGUUACCCUCAGCUUCGAUGCUCCGCUUGUGAGAGUGCGCGACUAUGUCGAUACCCUUGGUCCAAAUGAGAGCAUUUGCGUCUUCGUUGGUGCCAUGGCUAAGGGCCCCGACAAUUUCGCGGACGCUUACGUGGAUGAGAAGAUCUCGAUCAGCAACUACAGUUUGUCGGCAAGUGUUGCAUGCAGCAAGUUCUGUCAUGCAUGCGAAGAUGCCUGGGAUAUCAUCUAA
This is a messenger RNA of Thermochaetoides thermophila DSM 1495, 759 nucleotides long. RefSeq lists its product as uncharacterized. Gene Ontology annotation, biological process: rRNA base methylation. The coding region runs from base 1 to 759 and encodes 252 amino acids. The transcript is spliced from 2 exons. NCBI's taxonomy places the organism in Eukaryota, Fungi, Ascomycota, Sordariomycetes, Sordariales, Chaetomiaceae. The record is from RefSeq and is a predicted model, not a curated record. Gene Ontology annotation, cellular component: small-subunit processome; nucleolus. Gene Ontology annotation, molecular function: rRNA binding; rRNA (pseudouridine) methyltransferase activity.